AUGGCAUCAACGUCACGGAUCUUCGAGUACUUCGUGGUAUGCGGGCUGGGGCCGGAGAUCCGGGCGCUUGAUGGCCUCAAGGGCUUCCAUGGCGCCGAAGAAAUGUACAUGCCUGCCUUCAUCGACCAGUUCCCGCACUCGGGCCACGCGCUCUACCCUCCCCCGCCCCCGCAGCUCCCCACCUGUGUUUUGCCAGCGGGUGUAAGAAUAUACUCUUCUGGGUUGGACGCCAAUGACGUCUCCACCUAUCCAAGGAGCUAUCCCAUAGUUUUGACAGAGGGAGAUGGUUCAAAAAUUUAUGUCAGUUGUAUUGCAUUUCGGGAUCCAAUUUGUGAAGAUAUUAUUGAAGCCUACCAAAUUCCGGUGAAUUCUUUUGCUGAUAAAUGCAUCUGCUUUGUGUCCCAUUCUCCUUGUUUCCAAGUCCUCCGUGAUGCUCUAGAGGAAAUAUUUGUCCUUUGUUUUUCUCCUGCCGGUUGUAGCAAGCCUUUGUGGGAUAUAAUAUCCCAUGUGGUGUCAAAUGUUCCAUUACCAACACCGGGAAAGGAUCGUGUCUUGUUUGCCAUUGAUAAUUGCCUUCUUUCCGCGGAAACUCCUCCAAAAGAAUGGCUUCCUCACGCUGAUAUAUCCUUCCAGCCAUUGGUGCAGUGUCUGGAUGUUGAUAAACUAAUACAGCUCUUUACUGCCGUUCUGCUUGAAAGAAGGAUAUUGCUAAGAUCUAACAAGUAUACAUUAUUAACUCUAGUUUCAGAAGCCAUAUGCCAUUUGAUAUACCCGAUUAGGUGGCAGCAUGUCUACAUUCCAAUAAUAUUCUCUAGUGGUGUUGACUACAUUGAUGCUCCGACUCCCUACAUGAUGGGACUUCAUUCAGGUGUUGACACAUCUACAGUGACAAUGGAUGGUGUAGUGGUGGUUGAUCUCGAAUACAAUCGGAUAACAACCACUGAAGACAUUCCUCCUAUACCCGAAAGCGAACAUAGUUUCUUGCGUGGUGAGAUAUUGAAACUACUACAGCCCAAUGUUGUGGCCAUUGAUUACAUGAAAAUCAAUCUUGGCAGUAUGGGUGACUAUUCUUUAAGGACCGCGGCAAAAUCAUGGGGGCAAGAUCAUGAUUUUCAGCUCAGGCUGAUAUUCUUGAGAUUCUUUGCACAGAUUAUGAGUGGUUACCGUAACUUCAUUGAUAAUGCUUUACCAACCGGUUUCAAUGCUCAAGCAUUCCUUAAAAAACGGUCUCGAGCAACUAAUCAGCCUGUCGAGUCCAUGUCGAUGAUUAUGCAGUUUAUAGAGACUCAGGGAUUCUUGGAUUAUCUGGAAAGAUGCAACAACGCAGAAGAAUUCAGCAAUAACCUUCUUGAUAAGCUGCAGGAUGCAACUGGGAGAGGACAAAGCCCUCUGGCCAUCUUUCCUUCUCAUGUUGCUGAUCCUGAGAUCAUAACAAUAGCUGAUUCUGAGAUCGAAGGUUCAGAACCAGGCAAUAGGCACUGUUAUAAAAGCUUUCCAGCAAAUGCAAGAACAGAAGAACAAGAAGAAAAGCGUAAAUCAAUUCUAGCAUUAGUUGGUGGGGCUAGUAAGCAAGUACCAAGCUCUCCUGCUGUCCGAAUCAGUGGGGGUCCAAAGGCAGAAAGUCUGAGUCCCAGAGAGAGGGCGGUAAGUCAUGCAUACUGCUAUGCUGAGAGAGAAAGGAUGGUUCUGGAUAUAAAAGUAAAGCUCCAGGGACUAUGGCUUCGUCUUCUGAGACUUGGGGCAACUGAGGAUCCCCUUUCAUCAUUCGAAUAUGGAACCAUUCUUGCCUUGAUUGAGUCUGAUGCAGAAGGCAUCGGAGGGAGUGGCUUUGUUGAAUGCAUCAGAGAGCACAUUCAUUCUGGUUGGCAAUGCCGCUUGACUGAUGAGCAGUUUAUUGCUGUAAAAGAACUGCUUAAAACGGCUAUAACUCUUGCUAGCUCUCGCGAUGAUGUGUCAACCAUUAGAGAUGCUCUUGAAGUUUCUGCUGAAAUGUACAGGAAGGACCCAAACAAUGUUCAAGACUAUGUCCAGCGUCAUCUGUUAUCCCUAUCAGUCUGGGAGGAGCUUCACUUCUGGGAUGGCUACUUUGAAUAUUUGAUGGAAAACUGUUCGAACAAGUCAACAAAUUAUGUAACAUUAGUUACUGCACAGCUCAUUGUCAUGGCAACUCACAUGGCUGGAUUGGGACUACCUGAUAUCGAUUCUUGGAAUAUGAUCGAGAAAAUAGCAGAGAGAAACAACUUAGGUUAUAAGCAGCUUAUCAAACUUAGAGCAUUGCUCACACAUCUGCAACAACUUCGUGUUGGCUAUUGGGGGGUCCCUAUAGGAAAAGGCCAACCACCGCCAUCAUAUAGCAUGGCUUCCCCUCGUGCGCUUGAUAUAUCUGAUGAAAGCGAACAACCUGCUGAGGCAUCCGUGUUAGGCCGAAGUUGGGUGCACAGUAUGUUCAGUAGGGACAGAAGCUUAAGAGCUAGCUCCUUCAAUCGAGCCAGUGAUACAAAGGCUGGUGCUACUGCGGGCAAAACAGACCUAGCUGCUGCGCAGAAGAAAACUCAAACAAAUAUGAGGAUCCUUAGAGGACACACAGCUGCCAUUACUGCGCUUCAUUGUGUCACAAGAAAAGAGGUGUGGGACCUUGUUGGUGAUCGUGAAGAUGCUGGAUUUUUCAUCAGUGGAAGCACGGAUUGCACGGUAAAAGUUUGGGAUCCAAGUUUGCGUGGUUCCGAACUUCGAGCAACACUUAGAGGGCAUACCAGGACAGUUCGGGCUAUUAGUUCAGAUCGUGGCAAAAUAGUUUCUGGAGGUGAUGAUCAAUCUGUCAUAGUCUGGGAUAAGCAAGCUUUUAAGCUUCUGGAAGAACUGAAGGGCCAUGAUGCACCGGUCACUUCUGUGCGGAUGCUCUCAGGAGAACGUGUUCUUACUGCAUCUCAUGAUGGCACGGUGAAGAUGUGGGAUGUCCGGACUGAUACUUGUGUUGCUACUGUGGGUCGUUGUCAAAGUGCAGUUCUCUGUAUGGAAUACGAUGACUCGACUGGAAUUCUGGCAGCUGCUGGGAGAGAUGUGGUGGCGCAUGUCUGGGAUAUUCGUUCAAGUAAGCAGAUGUUCAAGCUUCAAGGGCAUACAAAGUGGGUAAGAUCAAUGAGGAUGACUGGGGAAACGAUAAUAACUGGGAGUGAUGAUUGGACAGCUAGGGUGUGGUCUCUUACACGGGGAACAUGUGAUGCUGUAUUAGCAUGCCAUGCUGGUCCCAUACUUUGUGUUGAAUACUCACCUUCGGAUAAAGGAAUUAUCACUGGUUCCUCUGACGGGCUUAUACGUUUUUGGGAAAACGAAGGAGGCAUAAAAUGUGUUAAGAAUCUGACGCUUCACUCGGCAUCGGUUCUGUCCAUUAGUGCUGGUGAUCACUGGCUUGGAAUUGGUGCUGCUGAUAAUUCUAUGUCUCUUUUCCAUCGACCACAAGAACGAUUCGGAAGUUUCUCAAAUACAGGAUCAAAAGUUGCAGGAUGGCAGCUUUAUAGAACUCCCCAGAAAACGUCUGCAGUGGUGAGAUGUAUAGCAUCGGACCUGGAUAGGAAAAGAAUAUGCAGUGGUGGCCGGAAUGGACUUCUUAGGCUGUGGGAUGCUACCACAAGUAUCUAA
Molecule: messenger RNA, 3639 nt
Organism: Triticum turgidum subsp. durum (durum wheat)
Lineage: Eukaryota; Viridiplantae; Streptophyta; Magnoliopsida; Poales; Poaceae
Source: the annotation of a GenBank genome assembly